Archocentrus centrarchus (flier cichlid) is the source of this 4283-nucleotide messenger RNA. It is a transcript of the gene tent4b, whose product is annotated as terminal nucleotidyltransferase 4B. The transcript has 13 exons. The record is from RefSeq and is a predicted model, not a curated record. Gene Ontology annotation, cellular component: nucleolus; TRAMP complex. Gene Ontology annotation, biological process: polyadenylation-dependent ncRNA catabolic process; RNA 3'-end processing. The coding region runs from base 395 to 2419 and encodes 674 amino acids. Gene Ontology annotation, molecular function: poly(A) RNA polymerase activity; mRNA binding. NCBI's taxonomy places the organism in Eukaryota, Metazoa, Chordata, Actinopteri, Cichliformes, Cichlidae.
CACUCGCUCCGCGCAUGCGACGUACAGACGUACACUCCGCCAUUGAGGGACCCACGAUCUGGAGGAAAGGGUCAGAGAGGUACUUCUACCACCGGCGAGUGUACGUUUCUCUUAUCUCCUGCUAGAACUUUGGCUUCAGCUACCGUUUUUAACACCUGACUCGAGCUUUUGACUUAUUUUCUGUGGAUGUUCUUGGUUUUAAAACUGUCUUUAUCGCCACUACCAGGGAGCGUGUUUUUUUUUAAGUAGAUUCUAGAAGUAACGGGCAGCAGCUAUAACGAGGCUACAGCAGGCUAGCUAACGUUAGCCAGCGACCUGGCUAGCUGCACACGAGCUGAGCUUUGCUCGGUGGUGGCGGUGGGGCGGGGGGACGGUUUGCCUGUAGUGUCAUUUGAUGGAUCCGAGAAUCGCCUGGCUUCAACCAGAACAACGCGGACCCGCUAACAACCUGUGGAUGCAGAUUUGGGAGACGACGCAGGGAUUCGGCUACUUGUACGUGAAUAACAGCUAUACCACUGGACCUCAGAGCACGACGAGCCUAAAAGCCAACGUCAACGGGGCGUCGGGAGCUGUCCUCGUCGAAGGAAACGGGGCAGCCGACUCAAACACCGGCAGCAGCGGGGAAGCCAAGACUCAGGGGAUGUCGGCCUCUAUGAGGGAUGGAGAAUUGACGGAUCAGCGGGACUUUAUACCACUUGAAACUAACAGCAACCACAACAGUCGAGCCGCUGGUCGGGGCGGUGGCGGGGGGCAGUGGAGAGGAGUCUUGGACGGACACCCCAACAAAAGAAAACGGGACAACAAAGCUAGCACUUACGGAUUAAAUUCCAGCCCUUUCAUUAGUGGCAACGACAUCAACACGGGUGGAUAUAGUGGUUACACGGGCACGCCAUGGAAAGAAAGGAACUACUCAGAAGGAAUUAUAGGGCUACAUGAGGAGAUCGAAGACUUCUAUAAGUACAUCUCCCCACGGCCGGAGGAGGAGAAGAUGAGACAGGAGGUGGUGGAAAGAAUCACGGGAGUCAUUUUAGAACUUUGGCCCAGUGCUAAGGUUCAGGUGUUUGGGAGUUUCAGCACUGGUCUUUACCUGCCAACGAGUGACAUUGACCUGGUAGUUUUUGGGAAGUGGGAGACUCUUCCCCUCUGGACUUUGGAAGAGGUGCUCCGGAUGAAAAACAUUGCAGAUAAAAACUCCAUCAAAGUUUUGGACAAAGCCACGGUUCCCAUCAUCAAACUGACAGACUCCUCCACUGAGGUCAAAGUGGACAUCAGCUUCAAUGUGGAGAGUGGUGUUAACGCUGCGUGUCUCAUCAAGGAUUUCAAAGAGAAAUACCCUGUGCUGCCUUACCUGGUCCUGGUGCUGAAGCAGUUUCUGUUGCAGCGAGACCUCAACGAGGUUUUUACUGGUGGAAUCGGCUCCUACAGUCUCUUUCUCAUGGCUGUCAGCUUCCUGCAGCUUCACUACAGAGAUGUGCGUAAACCCAACAUCAACUAUGGUGUUCUGCUGAUUGAAUUUUUUGAGCUCUACGGUCGCAACUUCAACUAUCUGAAAACGGGCAUCAGGAUAAAAGAUGGCGGUAGCUACGUUGCCAAGGAUGAGGUUCAGAAGAACAUGAUGGAUGGAUACCGGCCCUCCAUGCUCUACAUUGAGGACCCGUUGCAGCCAGACAACGAUGUUGGCCGCAGCUCUUAUGGUGCCAUGCAGGUGAGGCAGGCAUUCGACUAUGCCUAUGUGGUGCUCAAUCAUGCCGUGUCACCCAUCGCCAAGUUCUACCCCAACAAUGAGCGUGAGAGUAUACUUGGCCGGAUAAUCCGUGUGACUCAGGAAGUGGAUGAGUACAGAGAAUGGAUCCGCAAGACCUGGGGAAGCCCAUCCCAGAAUAAUGUGCCACUCAACAGAAAUGAAGUCACCUUGUUUGAGUCGCAGCAGCUUGAUGAGCGCAACAACAAUGUUUCCGAUGAUGACGACGAUGCUGUGGUGGCUGUACCUUCAACUGCUCUCAGCAAAACCUCCUCCAACUCUUCUUCCCCGUCGCUGCGCUCCUCUCCCUCCUCCUCUCCGCUGUCGCCAUCUUCCACGACCUCCACUUCCACCUCAAGUGACGGGGACUCUGAUGGCACACCUUGUAAGACUGCCAAGCAGCAGCCCAGCCGAGGAUCUAGCGUUCACAGAGAAAAGCCUGCUGCAUUCAGCAAUCACAGAACACAAAGCCACACUACCAGCACUCCACCUGGAAGCAACAAAGGAGGAAAGGCCAGGAUGUCUCGUUCUCACCAAAAGAGUGGCCAUCACGGACAGCAGAACAACUCCUCCUCCUCUGGUGGCAAAAACCACCCGAACAACAAGCCGCACCACCAGGCCAACAGCAAGAGGAGGAAAAAUGUGCGAGACUCAACACAAGAGGAUCUCUACAGAUAGGCUUCUUUUAAGGAGUGGGGUUUCCUUCCCACAGUCAGCACCUACACAACAUGCCUCUUGCGCCUCCUGCUGUACGGGAAUGGACAAAUCAGGUGUCUGGAAUCGACUCUGGAGCAAUACCUGUAACUGCUGGCUGGAAAAAAUAGGAUCAAAAGUUUUAUUAAAGAAAAAAAAUGAGCAAAUGGCUUAAAAUAUAUAACAAAAAAAAAAAUGUUAUGUUGAACAAAAAAUGUGUAUGAAGAUUUUUUUUAUGGCAGUCAUUUACAAAUGCAAUCAGUAAGAGUGGGGAAAUAACUUAUGCAUGAUAUGUUUUAGUUGGUUAAAUCAGUUUUGUUAUGUUUAAACAGGUUAUACAAGAUUUGUACACAAAAAAAAAACACACACAAAAUGAGCAAAAAACUGUUAGAAAUAAGAGGAACUUGUUUCGUAUGACGUUUUUACAGAUUAUACCAAUUGAAGUCAUGUAAACAUGCACAUUUUGUGCCCGCUGCUUUUUGGCCAAAGCCAAGAGCCAAUUUGGGUCUCAUUGCCAACAGAAAUCAUCAGCAUCUAGUUUUACUCCUGUUUGCUCCCUGUGAGUGUGCUACAGUGUUAACAGUUAGCCUUGAGUGAGCCUGCGCUCACGCCACAGCCCUAUAGAUGAGUAGAAGAAGCUCGAGUUCUCUCAUCCAGCUCAGUAGCACAGUCACAGCAGUGUAGAGGCUUUAAGACUACAGGUUUGAAAUAUACAUAAUGGUUUUAUUGAAAGACAAAAUCCUACACUUGAAAAUGUGUCAGCAACGCUAUGAUCUGAUAAUUUACCAUCUACGAAAUCAUUUGUAUUUGUUAAAUGUAUUUAUUUUUUUAUUAAUUGUAUGGACAUAGUAUGGAUAGAUGUGUAUAUUAACAUUAGAGCCCAUAUCCUGGAGUCCUAUAUUUGAAAUAGGAUAAGUUGUGGGGAGGUGGGCUGGGGACAGAUAUACAGAAAAAUGCCACCUUAAUUUUACUUUUUUUUUUUUUUUUUUUUUUUUUUUUUUUUUUUUUUUCCUUCCUCCUUUCCAUUGACAGUUGAGUGACCAAGUUACUUUGAACAAUUUGAGACCAUUUUACAUUUAUAUGGUGAGAAUUUUGUGUUAACGUGGCCGGUCUACUUAGUUUAAAAGAGACGAUUUGUUUUCCAGCUUAUAAAGCGACAACACUUGUCGUUGCAGUACAACAACUAACCUGUAGAUGGAGUCAUUGUUUUAAGUCUUAAUCCACAGAGUUUGGGCUUGUAUACUGCAUUUGGAUGUUUUGGGGUUGUUUUUUUUUUUUUUUUUAGAUUGACAUAAGCUUGUCAUCUGACUAGGCAGCUGCACAUAAAAACAGUUUAAGCUGAAAGUUUGCUUGGAGGGAGUCACACCAAAGCACAGUGCAGUCCCCUCGUUGUCUCUCUCUCUCUCAAAUGUGACAAGAAUUGCCCACAAUAAGACAAGUAGCCAGCAAUAACCACCACCUCACAUUAUUUAAUGCUACUCCACAAUGACUACUGUAGCUACACAAUGCUAUGCUCACCACUGAGCUACGUUAUGUGUUAAGAUGGAGAAGCACAAAUUUAAGUCCACUUAAUGUUUUAUUUGGUGUUGAAAUGUUUAAAAAGUACGGUUCCACCACCCGCCCACCCACUCCCCCAUGCACCAGUACUACAGGUGAGGUUAAAAAUGCAGUAUAUAAGCGCUGGUCUUGUGGUCGACAGACGAGGUGAAUCAAGUUGUGCCAUCUGAAUGUCCACUGAGCGUGUUUCUUCACUGCAGGAAAACUUUGAACCCAACUGUACUCAUUUGAAAUGUUGUCUCUCUACAGCUAUUACAAUCCCAUGCAAUAAAAACAAUACCAUUAAACUUCG